AUGGACCCCGCACAUGUCUUCCGCCAGGGCCUGGGAUCAGUCGCACCUCGGCAAUGUGACCCCACGUUGCCACGCUGCCUCCCUUGUGAGCGAUCCGGGUCGACAUGCGAAUACCUUGAUACAGCCAAAGGCCGGAAAAUCAACCGUUUCUAUGUCAUCAAGCUGCAAGACAAGGUCAGGGCGCUCGAGGCCGAAUUAGAUCAGUAUGUCGACGAUGAGGCCGACUACCCGCAUAGCAGCGAAGAUAUGGUUCGACCAGGAGGAAUGGUGAGACUUGGCUCCGGAGACGAGACUCCUCGCUAUCUUGGUCCAAGUAGCGGCAUAGCCAUGACACGCCUUCUUAUGGAAGAGGCGAAACGCUUCACAGAGUCGAAUCGUAUUUCCGAGCUAAUUCCCGAGCUCAAAAAGCGAAGAGAGGCUCGCAUGCAAUCUAUUCAGAUGACGGGGCCAGUUGGACGCCAGAGAAGCUUCCCCAAGACAAGCCAGGUACCCGCCGAGAACCUCCCAGGGCGGCCCAUCGCAAAUAGAUUAGUUGAAAUUUUCAACCAGAAAUCGCAAAUCUUUUGGCCCGUGGUCCAUGAACCAACGUUCCAGAAAGAUCUUGAUGCCGUAUACAACGGAGACACUGAUGUGUAUAAGUGGUUCGUUGUACGCAUCGUACUUGCCAUCAGUCUCCAGAAGCUUGGAGACCAGUACGCCGGCCUGGCCGACAGCUAUUACCUUGCCGCAAUGCAAGAUUUUGAAACCGUGCUUCGGCCCAAGGAUCUCAAAACACUGCAAUGCCUGGUUCUGAUUGGGCUGUAUUCCAUCCUCACUCCUACUCGAGUCCCUGUCUACUUUGUCAUUGGCCUUGCAGCCAAAAUCUGUCAGCAGGAGGGGUUGGUGUCUGAAAAGACGAUAGCAGCAGGUGACAAGCCUAACCCUCUAACUAUCGAUAUGCGGCGACGCCUCGUAUGGGUCGUGGCUAGCAUGGAGUUUGGUCUCGCUCAUAGCCUCGGGAGGCCUAAUAGUUUCGCAACAGCCGACGAACAAUUGGAUGUCGGGUUCUUCUCCACUGUCGAGGAUGAUUAUAUUACUGAGAAUGGCAUCGACGCGAAUGCCCCGACCAGCGAUCGAAAACUUGUUGCAAUUCACUUUUAUCGAAUGAGAAUCCUUCAAGCGGAGAUUCGUAGAACGUUAUAUGAAAGGAAACGGCCAGAACCCAAGGAUGAUACGAGCCAUUGGUUUCAGCAGAUGGAACAAAAAAUCACUGACUGGCUAGACUCGGCGCCAGGGAACCCAGAGUGGUGUAGAAAGUGGUUUGCUGGCCGUUGUCACCAGAUGAGGAUCUCAAUGUACAGGCCGUCGCCACAAAUAUCCAAGCCGUCGGCAAAGGCAGCGUUGAUUUGUUACGAGAGCACCAAAAUCAUCAUUGACCUUUCAAGACAGCAGGUUGAAGCCAAUGUCGUGGACAUAACUUGGGUUUUCAUCUUGGUUCUGAACAUGGCUCUAAAUACUCUUCUAUGGACCACGUCAUACGAGGAGGUCCGACAAGACCAUCCCCGUGAAGAGGUGGAAGAGCUUGUCAAUGGUUCACUCGACGUCCUGGACAGAUGCGCAGAGCGUUGGCCCGGAACUGGAUCGUCUUCCCAACUCUACGCCGUAUUCUCAAAGGCUUGUUUGCAAAGUUAUGAGUCCAAAGGAUACCAACAGCGCACCUUGGCAACACCACCUGCAGCGACGUCCGAGGCAUCCCGAUCACCAGAUUACCAGUACCAGAUGCACGAGAAUACUCCACAACAACCGAUGUACGCAAAUCCUCCACAGUUCGGCCAGGUAUUCGAUUCACCUCCGGAAACUAUUGAUAGAUAUGACCCCAGUUUCCGCCCACCACACCCAACUUUCCGCUCAAACUCUAUUUUCCAGAACCCAGGAACUCAUGACACCCAUGGGCGGAGGUUCUCCUACUUCCCUCCCGACUUCAUGCAGAGCGACGAUUUGGCCGCCCCUGACGAAGAAACACCACCAAACACAACCCCAACCCCAAAUUUCACCACAUCUCCUCCGAGCCAAGCAUCACCAUCGCGACAGUUGCCUACACCCCCGGAAUCGUUGGGGAAUAUGUCAAUGGCCACUCCUACCAUGUCAACACCCGCAAUGCUUCCCAUACAGGCUCAGACCCCGAACUCUAUGGGCAUGUCUGCUUUUGGAACACCAACCCCUGAACUGAAUUCAAGGCCGCAGACCUCACCGUUGCCGCCGUAUGGGAUGACGCCUGUUCAACAGCACACGCCGGUCCAGCGACCCCUUCCUCAGGAACUACCUUCGUCCAGCGAGUGGUUCACCCCUCCCGCUUCAUUCAUGAAUCCGUACAGCUUCGGAACCAUGGGGGGCGGUUUUUACGGAAGCGGCCUACCUGCUUCUGGCCAGUAUCAGGAGUUCUCGGGAGCUGGAUUAGGGUUACAGGCUAUGAAUUUCGGUGCUGACGGCUCCCAAUUUUCCCCGGUGGCAGUUCGCCAAGACAGUCUAACCCAGUCCCAGCAGCUUGAACUGAUGAACGUGCUGGAGACGGAAGGCGUCCGCGAUAUCGAUACCUUUUUAACUUCGGGUACUAUGGUUGCUACGAAAUGGUAUUGA
Molecule: messenger RNA, 2616 nt
Organism: Clonostachys byssicola
Lineage: Eukaryota; Fungi; Ascomycota; Sordariomycetes; Hypocreales; Bionectriaceae
Source: the annotation of a GenBank genome assembly